Molecule: messenger RNA, 3380 nt
Organism: Jatropha curcas
Lineage: Eukaryota; Viridiplantae; Streptophyta; Magnoliopsida; Malpighiales; Euphorbiaceae
Product: Pentatricopeptide repeat (PPR) superfamily protein
Molecular function (GO): protein binding
Source: RefSeq, a predicted model, not a curated record
GUUUAGAAAAAAAAAAAUGAAACACUGGAGCUUUUAAUGCCUAGUAUCGGUUAAAGUUUGGAACCAGAAGCUCUCAUUUAUAAACUACUUUGUUAAAACAAAAAAUACAAUGACAAUAUGUAAUAGUGGUACAGGUUUCUGUUGGUGCUAGUUAAAAUCUCUGAAGUUCCUGAGGUGAUGAGGCACAUAAUCAGACUCCCAUUUUUGUGUUCAAACUCAAGCUAUAAGCUUGUUGGAUCUCAAUUUUCCACGCAAAAAAUUUCCCGCUGUUCAAGCGUCGCUAAAUCGUCUAAAGUCUCUCGUUCAAAGAAAACCCAGUUGCAGUCUCAAGCAGAAAAUGGUAAUGUCAAUUCCCUCUUCAAGGAGAUUACCGAAAUUUUUGGAGCUGGCGAUAUAAUUCCUAAUAGAACCCCAUCUGGAAUCUUAAUGUCGAAAGAAUGCCAUAGGAGGAGUAAUGAAUUGAAUGAAGAAUUAAAGUCUUGCACAAAAGGUGUUUGUGGAAAUGUCGAGCUGAACAAUGUGUUGCAAGGCAAGGAGAGUUUAUUGGCUUUGGACGAUAACCAGAUUAGAAAUUCGGAUGAUAUUGAUGUUAGUCCUCUAGUUCAUGAAAUUACCGGGAUUGUACGAGAAGAAAAUGGCACAGUUUCCAUGGAGGAGAGGUUAGAGAGUCUAAAGUUUCGGUUUGAACCAGAUAUUGUUGAGAAAGUAUUGACACGAUGCUUUAAAGUGCCACAUUUAGCUUUUAGAUUUUUCAAUUGGGUUAAAAUGAAAGAUGGUUUUUGUCACACUACUAAGAUUUAUAAUUCCUUGCUGUAUAUAGCUGGGGAAGCGAAAGAAUUUAAGGUAGUGGAUGAUUUGGUGGAGGAAAUGGAGAACUUAUGCAAGAUGGAUAUUAGAACUUGGACUAUUCUUAUCUCACAGUUACGGAAGGUGAAACUUAUUGGCAAAGCUUUGUUGUUCUUUGAGAAGAUGAAGAAAUCUGGGUUUGAACCUGAUGAAAAAAUUUACAAAAUUAUGGUUCAUCUGCUUUGUGAGGGCGGGAAAGGUGAGAUUGCCUUGGAACUCUAUAAGGAGAUGAUUCAAAGGGAUAUGAAACUUGAUUUAAGUUCGUAUAAGGUGUUAUUAAAUAGCAUGGCAAAGUUAGGAGAUGUUGGUGCUGUUAACUUGAUUGCAGAUGACAUGAUUAGGGUUUCCCAAAUCUCAGAGCCUGAUGUUCUUGUUUGUAUGCUGAAGAGCUUUUGUGUGGCUGGGAGAAUUAGAGAAGCUUUAGCAUUGAUUCGUGACCUCAAGAGUAAAGAGAUAUCAAUUGACUAUGAAUAUUUUGAGAUCUUAGUGAAAGGACUCUGCAGGGCUGGUAGGAUUGCAGAUGCUAUGGAAAUUAUUGAAAUUAUGAAGAAAAGAAAUUUUGUUGAUGCAAAGGUUUAUGGGAUUAUCAUCAAUGGGUACCUGAGGAGAAAAGAACUUUCGAAGGCACUUGAGCUAUUUCAAUGCAUGAAAGAAUCUGGAUGCCAACCAACUACUUCCACCUAUACAGAGUUAAUGCAACACCUGUUCAACUUGAAUCAGUAUAAAAAAGGAUUGGAGCUGUAUAAUGAGAUGCUGGAAAGAGGAAUUAAGACAGAUAGUGUAGCAAUCAUGGCAGUUGUUGCUGGUCAUGUUCGUCAAAACCAUAUAUCAGAAGCGUGGGAAGCAUUCAAUACCAUGGAGGCUGAGGGAAUCAAUCCCACUUGGAAAUCUUAUUCCAUAUUUAUCAAGGAGCUUUGCAAAGUUUCAAGAACAGAUGACAUUUUGAAGGUUUUGUACAAAAUGCAGGCUUCCAAGAUAUUCAUUAAUGAUGAAAUUUUCAAGUGGGUUAUAGCUUGUUUGGAGAAGAAGGGAGAGAUGGACAAUGUUCAAAUAGUGAAGCAGAUGCAAAGAAUCCAUACACUUGACUCUAUAGAAGACAAGGUUUCCAGGGAACAGAAGCUGCAGGUGGAACAAAACCAUAACCAAUCAGAGCCCUUGAUAGAUCAUCAAUUGUUGAAGCCACUUCCAAAGGGUUACAAUGGGCAAGAUUUGCAAGAAAUUUGUCGGAUAUUAUCAUCCUCAGAUGAUUGGUGCAUGAAGCGAGAAGCUUUGGAGAAAUGCACUGUUCAAUUCACACCAGAACUAGUUUUGGGGGUGUUGCGUAAUUGCAGCAUGCACGGCAAUGCAGCAUUACAUUUAUUUUCAUGGGUAGGAAUGCAAACUGGAUAUCACCACACAACAGAAACAUACAACAUGGCUAUGAAAAUUGCGGGACGUGGGAAAGAUUUCAAACACAUGAGAAGCCUUUUUUAUGAAAUGAGAAGAAAGGGCUGCCUAAUAACACCAGAUACAUGGUCAAUCAUGAUAAUGCAAUAUGGUCGAACUGGUCUAACAGAAAUUGCUCUAAAGAUUUUCCAUGAGAUGAAAAAUGAUGGUUGCAAACCAACUGGUAGUACCUACAAAUAUUUGAUCAUCUGCCUUUGUGGGAGAAAAGGUAGGAAAGUUGAUGAAGCCAUUAAAAUAUUCGAGGAGAUGAUUCGUGCAGAAUAUAUCCCUGACAGGGAAGUGGUGGAAACAUAUCUGUGUUGUUUAUGUGAAUCUGGUAAACUGUUAGAAGCAAGAAGGAGCAUAGAUUCUCUGUGUAAAGUUGGUUUCACAGUUCCCCUUAGUUAUUCCUUGCACAUUAGGGCUCUUUGUCGAGCAGGAAGGUUGGAAGAAGCUUUAUCAUUGCUCGAUGAGGUUGGGGGAGAACGAGCUACAUUGGAUCAAUAUGCCUAUGGAACCCUUGUCCAUGGACUACUUCGAGAGGGACGACAAGAACAGGCAUUGGCCAAGGUGAAUUCCAUGAAACAGGCAGGCAUUCAACCGACCGUCCAUGUAUACACAUCUUUAAUAGUUCAUUUCUUUAAGGAGAAGCAAAUUGAAAAAGCUAUGGAAAUUUUUCAGGAAAUGCAACAGGAGGGCUGUGAACCGACGAUUGUUACACAUUCGGCAUUGAUUCGCGGUUAUAUGAACAUGGGGAGAGUUGAUGAUGCUUGGAAUGUCUUUAAUUGUCUUAAACUGAAAGGACCUCUACCUGAUUUCAAGACCUACUCAAUGUUCAUUUCAUGUCUUUGUAAAGCAGGUAAAUCUGAAGAAGCCUUGCGGCUUAUAUCGGAAAUGCUGGAUGCUGGGAUUAUUCCUAGUACUAUUAAUUUCAGAACUGUCUUUUAUGGCUUAAACAGAGAAGGUAAAUAUGAUUUAGCUCGGACUGUAUUACAGCAGAAAUUGACUUUAAGAAGUAAACGCAAGUUCUUAACAUAAUUUCUAUUUCUUGUUUCUUAAUUGCUUGUAUGUUCUACUUAUUGCAAUGAAAUAGAUGAAAUUAAAGAAAA